AUGUUAUCAUCGGAUGAUGAUGAUGUUCAAUGGGAAGAUUUUGGAAAAAAGAUUCUUCAAGAUAAUGUCAAAAUCGAAGAUAUGGAUCAUUUUCAGAAGCCUUGUCAUCAAACAAAAUGGAACGUUAUUAACGAGGAUUCAAAUACUUUAAUACUUACGGUUGAAUUGGGAUCGAAGGAAUCUAUUUGUUCAUUAAGCAGUGCGGAUUUAAGAGUAGCAUAUCCACAUAUAUGUCAAUAUGUACUCGAUCGUUGUCUGAAUAAUAUCAAAUGUGGUAAACAUGGACAUUGUGUCAAUAAUCAAACAGAUUUUAAUUGUUCAUGUUCAUUUUUAUAUGAUGGUUUAUUUUGCGAAAAAUGCAUCGUAGAGCCUAUUAAACUACUUCGCAUAACUGAUCGAUAUUCAACAACUUGGAUUAUUGUUAUUCAAAUGCUUGAAAUAUUAGGAGUUCUAGAAGAAACAAUCAUCGAUAUUGAUGAGUCAGCACAGUAUGGUGUAUUUGCCCAAAUUCUCAAACGUGUAUUCUUUGUUAUUCUUAUUGCACUUCGAUACUAUCCAACACUUGCUUCAUUACAAUUUCAAAAUUUCUUCACAACAACUGGCGAGAGCAAUGAUUCUGGAAAUGCUAAUUUAAAUCAACAAGGAUGUUGGAAUAGGUUUCGAGAAUAUGCUAGUUCAAUCUAUGAAUGGGACAAACAUUUUCGAUUUACAACAGUAGCUAUUUCUACAUAUAUAGUAGCAUUUAUUUUUCUUUUCCAUUUAACUGGUACUGUUAUUCUUCUAUAUAAAACACCAACAAAUAGUUUGAUUCGUUGUACAAAACAUCUAUUUGAGGUUAUAUUAAAUAUUGAAGUCAAAGAAUGGUCAUUUCAAGGUGAAGUUAUAAUAAGUGCGAUAAUUACUAUGAUAAUCUAUGGUAUUCAAUUAUUCUUAACAAUAAAAAAUUAUAGAAAAUGUAUGGGAGAUUUAUAUAAUAAGUAUUUGGAAGAGCCUGAGUUGUGUAAAAAGCUCAAAAAACGUGAAAUUAUUCGAAAAAGUACUCAAUAUCCAAGUUAUCUUCUUUUAUAUUUACUAGGAGGAGCAAUUGGAUAUAUUAUACCAAUUUUAGUUUUAUAUGGUUUACAAAAAAUGAUUAUUCAAUGGAUUCAUAAAAUAUUUGAUUAUUUCGAUAAGCGAGAAGAAAGUGACUUGAAUUUGAAGCUUAAUAUAUUUGAUUCAAUUUUAUUGUAUUUAAAACUUAUUUCUGGUUGUUUUAUUGGUAUUAUUGCAUCUAUUAUUCGUUUGAGUUUCAGUGUUCUCGUAAAUAUUAUAUUUAUGCCUCGAUUUGAUUAUUGUUAUCUUGUAGAACCAUUGGAAACUCUAGAUUCGGCACAUGAAUCGUUUAGAGCAUUUCUACGUUUGGAAAUACUUUGUACAUAUCCUCUUAUAAAUGAUUUUUCGCCUUCUGUUCGACUGGCUCCUCAUGGAGGUACAUUGGUUAAUCGGGAAACGCCUGCCGUAACACAACAGGAUGAAUCUCGAGAUGCUGAAAAUAAUGGAAAUUCCAAUGAUCGCACUACGCCUACUGAGCAACCAUCAUUGCUGUCACAAGAUAGAUCAUUACAUCGUGUUUAUGAAGCAGUAUCUACCCAUAUGACAUCGACCGAUGAUAAAGAGCUUGCCAUUGCUUUAGUUGAACAUGAACAAUAA
This is a messenger RNA of Rotaria sp. Silwood1, 1689 nucleotides long. Lineage: Eukaryota; Metazoa; Rotifera; Eurotatoria; Philodinida; Philodinidae. The record is from the annotation of a GenBank genome assembly.